Messenger RNA from Nothoprocta perdicaria, 4235 nucleotides. RefSeq names its product KIAA0355 ortholog (gene GARRE1). The coding region runs from base 796 to 3966 and encodes 1056 amino acids. NCBI's taxonomy places the organism in Eukaryota, Metazoa, Chordata, Aves, Tinamiformes, Tinamidae. Gene Ontology annotation, molecular function: CCR4-NOT complex binding. The record is from RefSeq and is a predicted model, not a curated record. Gene Ontology annotation, biological process: Rac protein signal transduction. The transcript has 13 exons.
UUUUGUUCCGAGUCUCCAAUUGAGGGCAAAUGCAGUCUGGAAGCACCACUUUUUAAUGUUACAACGGAAACAACUACCUCAACAAACAAGGAAAGGAGAAGGCUUGCAAUAAUAAACACUCUAAUUUUUAAUAGCUUAUAUUUGCAAAGUCUUCUGUAAACAGAGUCCAGAUUUUUUUUCCUCCAAUGUUAAGAAGAGACACUACAAGUAAGCUAAUUUGACAGACUGGAUCUGUCAAGACAUUUAAAGAUAUUUGAUCUGCUGAUGUAAGGAUUUGCUUUUUCAAGGAAGGAGCCUCUGCACUGCUUUUAUAAUCGCUGUUGAUCGGUGGUUUGCUUCGCUUUUCCUGAUGUUACUAAUUGGAAAAGUGUAUUAAGAUAUUGCUUCUAAAAAUAUUAUUUGCAUUGAGGAAAAUAACUUUUGUAGACUUCACGGGAAGUGUCAAGAUGCUCAUGAAGAAAUUAUAGGCGAUAACGUCUCUGUUCCAGUGUCGCUUUUCUGCGUGCAGAGUGGAAUACCAAACGAGACAGAGCAUUAUUAGGAUACUUCAGCAUGCUUUUUGAGUACAGUUUGUAACUGCAGCAGGGCUGCACUGAACACUGAAAAUACAAAGUCAGCAAAGCUGCUGCCUCUCUCACUGCUGAUACAGAUUAUACAGACGCUUGCCUUUUUGAAAUGCCUUUUGUGAAACCUAUGUACACAGUCCUCCACUGUUACUGUACAUAGCUAUAUAUUUGCAGAAGGAAUUUGACAAGUGAUUGUGAAUUCAAGGAAUCUUUGGACAAGCACUCACUUAUGUAUUGCUGUAGUGCCCAGGAAAGCAAAAUGGACUACAAGCGGCGCUUCUUGCUUGGCGGGUCCAAGCAGAAAGUGCAGCAACACCAGCAGUAUCAACUGCCUGAGCUAGGCAGGACCCUGAGCGCUCCGCUGGCCUCCACCACCCCGGCGUCCCCUUUGGUCCCCUCGGCUGCUGCGGGCAGCUGCAGCCACCCCGGAUCCCACACUACUCCCAUCGCAGACAUCCAGCAGGGAAUCUCCAAAUACCUGGAUGCACUCAACGUGUUCUGCCGUACGAGCACUUUCCUCACAGACCUUUUCAGCAGUGUAUUUAGGAACUCGCACUACUCUAAGGCAGCUAUGCAACUGAAAGACGUGCAGGAACAUGUCAUGGAAGCGGCGAGCCGACUCACAGCAGCAAUAAAACCAGAAAUAGCAAAAAUGCUGAUGGAACUGAGCGCAGGAGCUGCAAACUUUAAAGAUCAAAAAGAAUUCAGCCUGCAAGACAUUGAGGUGCUUGGGCGCUGUUUCUUGACGGUGCUGCAGGUCCACUUUCAGUUCCUGUCGCAAGCUCUGCAGAAGGUGCAGCCAGUGGCCCACUCCUGCUUUGCCGAAGCUGUAGCUCAGGAAAGAAAGAGCGUCAGUGGGGCUGGAGCCUCCAAUUUAAGCCCCACAAACGAGCUAGAAGAUGCAAUAAGAUCAUGGAGAGGAGCAGCAGAGGCCACAUCUCGCUUGCGAGAACGAGGCUGCGAUGGGUGUUUGGCUGGAAUUGAAGUUCAGCAACUCUUCUGCUCACAGAGUGUGGCAAUCCCUGAACAUCAGCUUAAAGAGUUAAACAUGAAAAUUGACAGUGCUUUGCAGGCUUACAAAGUGGCUUUGGAGAGUUUAGGGCACUGUGAAUAUGCAAUGAAGGCUGGCUUCCACUUGAAUCCAAAGGCUAUUGAAGCAAGUCUUCAGGGCUGUUGCAGUGAAGCUGAAGCCCAACAAACCGGAAGGAGGCAGACUCCACCUCAGCCAAUUCAGUGUGAACUCCCCACUGUACCUGUUCAGAUAGGAUCCCAUUUUCUGAAAGGAAUAUCUUUUAAUGAGUCUGCAGCAGAAAACCUGAAGCUGAAAACGCACACAAUGCUGCAGUUAAUUAAAGAAGCUGGAUGCCAUAAUGGACUGACACCACGGGAUGACUCUCCUGUUACUGAAGUACUAAAUCAGGUUUGCCCUUCGACUUGGCGAGGAGCCUGCAAAACUGCUGUACAGUUGUUAUUUGGCCAAGCUGGACUGGUGGUUGUGGACACAGCACAGAUUGAGAAUAAGGAAGCAUAUGCUCCUCAAAUAAGUUUAGAAGGAACCAGAAUUGUGGUGCAAGUUCCAUCAACUUGGUGUCUAAAAGAAGAUCCAGCAACAAUGUCUUUGCUACAGAGGAGUCUGGACCCAGAGAAGAUGUUGGGACUAGUAGAUGUGCUCUAUACUGCUGUGUUUGACAUACACAGGUGGAAGGAGGGAAGGGAGCAAGCUCUGCCUUGUAUUCAGAUCCAGCUACAGCGUGAAAUCUCUGACUUUGGGAAUCAAGUUGACAUGCCAUCUGGAAACGGAAGCAAGUCAUCGGGGGGGCUACAAAAGACAUUUUCAAAACUGACUUCACGGUUUACAAAAAAAACUUCCUGCACCAGUACAACUAACAGUGGAAGCUACUCGAUCCCCAAUACGCCUUCCAAAAAUGUCUUCAUAAGUUCCAGCUCGGAGGAGAAGGCUAAAAUGCCUGCUAACGUGGAUGCACGAUUGCAGAGCAUCUUGAACAUUGGUAAUUUUCCUAGGACCACAGAGCCAAUGCAGUCAGUUCAGAGCACAAAUAAUCAGUUAGUGAAUGGGUUUCUAGUUGAAAGACGGGACAGCUUCUUCAAAGCAGAUGAAAGCAAGGAUGAUAAAGGUAUGAAUCUACCAACUGACCAAGAAAUGCAGGAUGUUAUAGAUUUCUUGUCUGGCUUUAACAUGGGCAAAUCCCAGCAGACUUCUCCAAUGGUGAAGAGAAGGAACUCCGUUGCAUCCUCCACAGCAGAGCAGAAACCAGGAGCAGUGCAACAGCAGCCACAGUCUCUCUCCCACCCACCGCUGCAUCCUUCUCAGCAAGGCCUGUCGCAGCAGCAGCCACAAAAGCAGCAGCAGCAAAUGCAGUAUUACCAGCAUUUGCUUCAACCUAUCGGACCACAGCAACGGGCACCUGCCAAAUGGCUGACUAAUUCUUCCCAGCAGCCAGCCCAGGCCCUCGGAGCUGGCUUGUCUCAUAUGAACCAGUGGAACAAUCCUGGUUUUUCAGAUUUAAGCUCCGAUUUGUACAGCUUGGGUCUUGUGAGCAGCUAUAUGGACAAUAUGAUGUCAGAGAUGUUAGGACAGAAACCACAAGGACCUAGAAACAACACGUGGCCAAAUCGUGACCAAACUGAAGGAGUGUUUGGGAUGUUAGGAGAAAUUCUGCCUUUUGACCCUGCAGUUGGCUCUGAUCCAGAAUUUGCCCGCUACGUUGCUGGGGUCAACCAGGCUAUGCAACAAAAAAGGCAAGCACAGCACGUCCGUCGCCCAAGCAACACACGCAGCAACUGGCCUCUUCCUGACGAUCCUCACAAAACCUGGCCCUUUCCCGAGUAUUUCACAGAAGGGGAUGUGACAAACAGCUGGUCUGGUACUCAAGGAGACUCUGCCAGCUCAAGUGAUGAGACCUCCUCAGCUAAUGGAGACAGUUUGUUCUCCAUGUUCUCAGGGCCAGACCUUGUUGCUGCUGUAAAGCAAAGGAGGAAGCACAGCAGCGGUGAGCAGGAACCUGGUACGCUCCCAUCACCACCUCUUCUUUCCACCGUAGAUGACCGUAAUCAGGAUAAUAAGACCAAAACUUGGCCCCCGAAGGCCCCCUGGCAGCACACGUCCUCGGUCAUGAGCACCCUGCCCGGUCAGAGUGCCUCUCUGUACCCCAUGAGCAGCCCCGUGAGCCAGUGGAGCGACACGAUGCAGAUCCUGCAGUCCCCGGUGUGGGCAGCAGCCAACGACUGUGCUCCAGCCGCCGGCAUCUCCUCCAGCUUUGCCUACACGCAGCAGCAGCCCUCACAGCAGCAGCCUUCCCAGCACAAACAGGUGAAUAAGGGCUUUAAAUCCUUUCCCGUCAAGCACGAACGCAGACCGUCUUACUUGCAUCAAUACUAAUUGCUUUUCACGUUGGAAAAUGCAGCCCAGGGCCAAACCGGAACUAUCUAUACCUUGUUCUGCAAUUGUGUACUGGCUGUGUCUUGUUUAUCUCAUUAAAUGUGGAAGUGAGGAGUUACUGGGUGACAUAGACAAACCCUCAAAUUCAGUUCGACAGUGCUGAGCAAAUAUGGCCAAUAUGUUUGAUAGACUUACAUGAAACAGCCCAAAACUGUGAUGUAGAAAUGUGUUUAAAAAUGUGUAUAUUGCCUUUACUUUCAAACCUUUUU